UUCAAUAUGGCGGCUGCAAGUGGAGGAGCAGACGAAGGUUCUUCGACAAAGAAACCUGCUUGUAUUAUCGUUCUCGGCAUGGCGGGGUCUGGAAAAACUACCUUCGUACAGAGACUGACAGCACACCUUCAUUCCAAGAAAACUCCACCAUAUGUAGUCAACCUGGACCCUGCUGUACAUGAAGUGCCAUACCCUGCAAAUAUUGACAUUAGAGAUACUGUGAAUUAUAAAGAAGUGAUGAAACAGUUUAAACUUGGUCCUAACGGUGGUAUUAUCACAUCAUUGAAUCUGUUUGCCACAAGAUUUGAUCAGGUCAUGAACUUCUUGGAGAAAAAGGGAAAGGAAUAUCAGUAUGCAGUAUUUGACACUCCUGGACAGAUAGAAGUAUUUACCUGGUCAGCGUCAGGGUCCAUCAUUACUGAGGCACUUGCUUCAUCAUUCCCUACAAUAGUUGUGUAUAUAAUAGAUACUGUAAGAAGUACCAAUCCUGUGACCUUCAUGUCCAAUAUGCUCUAUGCUUGCAGUAUCUUAUACAAGUCUAAACUACCAUUUAUUGCUGUCAUGAAUAAGACAGACAUUGUUGACCACAGUUUUGCAAUAGAAUGGAUGCAAGAUUUUGAAGUCUUCCAAGAAGCCUUAGCUCAAGAUACAACAUACAUGUCAAGUCUGACAAGAUCCAUGAGCCUUGUCCUUGAUGAGUUCUAUCAAAAUCUACCAACUGUUGGUGUGUCGUCUAUGACUGGAGCUGGCAUGGAUGAAUUUAUUGAUGCUGUUGGUAAAGCUGUUGAUGAAUAUGAAAAGGAAUAUAAGCCAGAAUAUGAAAGAUUAAAGGCAGAAAAAGUGGCUAAGGCUGAGAAGGAAAAACAAGAACAGCUAGAAAAACUUCAGAAAGACUUGGGAGAAGGGAAAACUGUUCCCCUGAAGGGUAGCUCAUCACUUUUGUCAUCACAGCCCAUGCCAUCAGGAGUCUCAUUUGGAAUCAAUCUUGAUAAUGAUGAUGAUGAUGAUGAUGAUGAUGACAUGAACAUUGAGGAAGAAAAUGAAGAAGAGAAAAAAGAAUAUGAAUCAUUCAAGAGAUUCCUGGAUGAAUCAACAAAGAAAGAACAAUUAGAUAAAAAGGCUGAUAACUAAUAACAAAAAAUCUUCUGGUUGUCAUAUAUUUAUAUGUUAUUUUUUACUAUAAGUAAAUAAAGUGAAGUAGAACGA
Molecule: messenger RNA, 1206 nt
Organism: Actinia tenebrosa (Australian red waratah sea anemone)
Lineage: Eukaryota; Metazoa; Cnidaria; Anthozoa; Actiniaria; Actiniidae
Product: GPN-loop GTPase 1
Molecular function (GO): GTPase activity
Source: RefSeq, a predicted model, not a curated record